This is a messenger RNA of Leucoraja erinaceus (little skate), 1124 nucleotides long. Its product is annotated as D(2) dopamine receptor B-like. The record is from RefSeq and is a predicted model, not a curated record. Lineage: Eukaryota; Metazoa; Chordata; Chondrichthyes; Rajiformes; Rajidae. Gene Ontology annotation, molecular function: dopamine neurotransmitter receptor activity, coupled via Gi/Go; G protein-coupled receptor activity. Gene Ontology annotation, biological process: adenylate cyclase-inhibiting dopamine receptor signaling pathway; adenylate cyclase-activating adrenergic receptor signaling pathway. Gene Ontology annotation, cellular component: glutamatergic synapse; presynaptic membrane.
GUGACUGUUCCAUUCACAUGGAGAUCUUUCUUUGCCAAGGUGGUGGGAGAAUGGAGAUUCAGCAGGAUCCACUGCAACAUAUUUGUGACACUCGAUGUCAUGAUGUGCACGGCCAGUAUCCUUAACCUUUGUGCCAUCAGCAUUGACAGGUACACUGCCGUUGCCAUGCCAAUGCUCUACAAUACCCGGUACAGCUCCAAGCGCAGAGUCACCAUCAUGAUCUCUGUCGUCUGGGGCUUGUCCUUUGCCAUAUCCUGCCCAUUACUAUUUGGACUGAAUGAGUCAGACACCAGGAAUGAUGCCACCUGUCUUAUUCACCAUCCCGAAUUUGUGGUCUACUCGUCCAUUUUCUCCUUCUUCAUUCCCUUCAUCGUCACGCUGUUGGUGUACGUGCAGAUUUACGUGGUGCUGCGUAAAAGGAGAAAACGAGUGAACACCAAGAGAAGCAGCAGGUUUGAGUCGGAAAUCCAGGCACCAUUAAAGGAUAAGUGCACCCAUCCAGAAGACGUGAAGCUUUGUACAGUCAUUGUGAAAUCAAAUGGGAGUUUCCCCACCAAUAAGAGGAAAGUGAUCUUGGUGCAGGAGGCCGUGAGCCACCAGGAUGAGAUGGAGAUGGAAAUGAUGUCGUCUGCCAGUACCCCUCUAGAGAAGACCAAGCUCAAAAUGGCAGCCGCCAGCCGCCAGCUGACUGUGCCUACUCCCUCUAACCAGGGAGCGAGUUCUAAUCUGCCAUCACCAGCAGGCAGCCCGGUAGAGAAGAAUGGUCACCCUAAAAACAUAAGCAAAGUGACCAAAGCUUUUGAAAUCCAGUCGAUGCCAAAUGGUAAAACAAGAACUUCACUCAAGACCAUGAGCAAGAGGAAGAUGUCCCAGCAAAAGGAGAAGAAAGCAACUCAGAUGCUGGCUAUUGUCCUUGGGGUCUUCAUUAUUUGUUGGUUGCCAUUCUUCAUUACCCAUAUCCUGAACAAGCACUGUAAAAAAUGCAACAUCCCUCAAGCCUUGUACAGUGCCUUCACCUGGCUGGGUUAUGUCAAUAGUGCUGUGAACCCUAUCAUUUACACCACCUUCAACAUAGAGUUCAGAAAAGCUUUCAUCAAAAUUCUUCACUGCUAAAGCACUGCCAA